Messenger RNA from Malassezia globosa CBS 7966, 363 nucleotides. RefSeq lists its product as uncharacterized. Lineage: Eukaryota; Fungi; Basidiomycota; Malasseziomycetes; Malasseziales; Malasseziaceae. The record is from RefSeq and is a predicted model, not a curated record. The transcript has 2 exons. The coding region runs from base 1 to 363 and encodes 120 amino acids. Gene Ontology annotation, cellular component: mitochondrion; respiratory chain complex IV.
AUGUCAAGUACAGGCGCACCCACACGGAGCAAUCGGCAGCAAUGCUGGGACUCGCGCGAUGCAUAUUAUGCCUGUCUUACGAAGCAUUCGAUCCAAGUUCCCCCCGGCACUGACAUGACAGGCACGAAAGGCCCCCUUGGUUCUGGCGCGUUUGCUGAGCCUCGAAGAUCGGAAGAUGAGCGUAUGCGAAUCACAAUGGCAGAGCGUGAUGCUGAUCCUUGUGCUGAGCUGCGAAACGUGUACGAGGGUAGCUGUGCGCAGAGUUGGAUUGAAUACUUCAACAAGCGACGCGUGCUAGAAGAGCGCCAGAAAGCCUUCUACGCCAUGGCUGAAGCUAAUGCAGCAAAGCGCCAAGCUAUGUGA